GCCAUCGAUGGAGGCAGCGCUCGAAAUGAGACACCCGGAGCUCUUUUAGUUGCAGAUAUUUCCCGGUCUACUGUGAGAUCUCCUCACCUUUUUCAUGUAUUACAAAAUGUGGAACACAUGUCCAGCUCUAACUGAUGCCUCCGUAGAGAGCUGGGGAUCUUGAACGCCGGGCGAAAAGGGAAACUCGCAGCCGUCCUUUCUCGCGUUUGCGCACAGAGCGGUUUGUAUAUGCAAAAGGUGGUUUAUUUCAGAAAGUCAUGGAGGGACUCGUCUAAGGAGGACCCAACAUAAUCGUCCUUUUCCCAAUUCCUUUCCGGUCUGGUUAAUUUCUUUUUACCUCUUCCUGGCAAGUGCUGCCUAUUUCCCUGCACACAAUGGCAGAGAUGGCUGGUCCGGGGGUUCUGAAACCAGGGGGCAGAUCCACGACUUCGCUUCCACCUGAGCCUAUCGAGAUUAUCCGGACCAAAGCCUGUUCCCGGAGGGUCCGCAUCAAUGUCGGGGGCCUCAACCAUGAGGUCCUAUGGCGGACCUUGGACCGGUUACCCCGAACCAGAUUAGGCAAACUCAGAGACUGUAACACCCAUGAGUCCCUAAUGGAGGUUUGUGAUGACUACUGCCUAAAUGAGAACGAAUACUUCUUCGACCGACACCCGAGCGCAUUCACGUCCAUCUUGAAUUUUUAUAGAACUGGAAAACUGCAUAUGAUGGAGGAAAUGUGCGCUCUGUCUUUUGGGCAAGAGCUUGAUUACUGGGGCAUUGAUGAGAUCUACCUGGAGUCGUGCUGCCAGGCACGCUACCACCAAAAGAAAGAGCAGAUGAACGAGGAGUUGAGGAGAGAGGCAGAGACUCUGAAAGAGAGGGAGGGCGAGGGGGAAUUUGAUAACACCUGCUGCCCAGACAAGAGGAAGAAACUUUGGGACCUCUUGGAGAAACCAGGUUCUUCGGUCGCUGCUAAGGUUUUGGCCAUUAUAUCCAUCCUGUUCAUCAUACUUUCAACAGUUGCACUGUCCCUGAACACCUUGCCUGAACUCCAAGUAAUAGACGAAUUUGAACAAGCCAAUGACAAUCCUCAACUUGCUCACGUUGAAGCUGUGUGUAUUGCAUGGUUUACAAUGGAGUAUCUCCUGCGCUUCCUGUCCUCACCAAACAAGUGGAAAUUCUUCAAAGGGCCACUAAAUGUCAUUGACUUGUUAGCUAUAUUACCCUACUACGUCACUAUAUUUCUGACCGAAUCAAACAAAAGUGUGCUGCAGUUCCAAAAUGUGAGGAGGGUGGUGCAGAUAUUCCGCAUCAUGAGAAUAUUGAGGAUUCUGAAAUUGGCGAGACAUUCAACUGGACUGCAGUCCCUUGGAUUCACCCUCAGGCGCAGUUACAAUGAGCUUGGCUUACUCAUAUUGUUCUUAGCCAUGGGUAUUAUGAUUUUCUCGAGUCUGGUGUUCUUCGCAGAGAAGGAUGAGGAUGCAACAAAAUUUACCAGUAUCCCAGCUUCAUUUUGGUGGGCUACAAUCACCAUGACAACAGUUGGCUAUGGAGAUAUUUACCCACAGACUUUGCUUGGCAAAAUAGUUGGUGGACUUUGCUGCAUUGCUGGUGUGCUGGUCAUUGCCUUACCCAUACCUAUUAUUGUGAACAACUUCUCAGAGUUCUACAAGGAGCAGAAACGACAGGAGAAAGCCAUCAAGAGAAGAGAGGCCUUAGAACGAGCAAAGAGGAAUGGCAGUAUCGUGUCUAUGAAUCUGAAAGAUGCCUUUGCACGAAGUAUGGAGCUCAUGGAUGUUGUCGUAGACAAAAUUGAUGAUAAACAGCCAAUGGAUAACCAUCUAUCUCCGAGCCGGUGGGGUAUUCCGAAGCGCACAUCCUCAGAGACCAGCCUAAGAUCCUUUGACAAAAAGUUUCCUGACAGCGACCCGCACGGAUCACGGGAAUAUGUCAGAACACCAAGUCCGCAGCACCUCAAUGCUCAGAAACUGGAAGAAAUGUAUAACCAGAUGACAAAGACGCGGUCCUUCUCUGAUCUCAGCACAACUACAGCCUCAGGUCUGUCAAAACAUGAGGUAGAGUUGGAGAUGAAGGAAGUUCCACCUGCCACUGAACAAAAACCCAGGGAUAGAACCAUCACUGACAUGAGAAGCAUAUCAAGUGUUGACAGCUUUGCAAGCUGCACUGCUGAAUUUGGACAGGGUGAGAAGGCAUCCAUCCCUUCUUAUUCAGCAGAGCAGGUUCAGCAAAGGCAACCUAAAUCACCUCCACACCUUCACCUUGGCCAGCUGACACCCUCGGACAUGAGUCCGGAUGAGAUCACAGAAGAUACUGGCCCAUUUAAGGAUGGGCCUGUCAAUCCAGAUGGUGAGAAUUUUAAUGAGGUCGUGGAGAACAUCAGAAGUUCCAUUCGGGGCACAAAUUCAGUUAAGACAAAAUGCCUCAAAGUCAACUUUAUAGAAACACCAGAAGAUGCUCCUCCGACGCCACCCAACACCUCUUCCCCGCAGGAUAUCAACAACAGUCUUCUGGAAGACGACUCCCCGGAGGGAGAGUGCUCUCCUCUCUAUUCAGAUUCAGAGCCACUGGCUAGUAUCCCAAAGAAAGGCUUAGUUCUUUCUCCAAAGAUACUAGCUGGUGAAUACCUUCCUGGGGAGACAGCAUUGCUUCUGGGAGAGUUGGUGGAACAUGAGUAUCACAAGGAAAAUAAUCAGAAGGAAGUGGCUUCUGCAGCCAUAUCCUCACCCAAACUCUCAGCACAGAACUGCACUCAGGGUGUAGUUGCUAAUAAUGGGGAGGAGAAGCCAGACAUUAACCAAAGUGAACACAAGGUAGAGAACCACAUGUUUAAACCAGAGAUCCAUUUGAUGUCAGGGGAUGGUAAUCUUUCACCAUCCUGUGAAACUGGUAUGUGACUGUGGGCUGACAUUCUGACUGAAGCUACAAACUCACUUGAGGAAAAAAGGGCACACAGUUGUGAGCUGAAAGAUAUUUCUGCAUGGCAUGAAAAGUCCAUUGUAAUUGUGUUGUUGUCAAUUGUAAAAAUGAAUGAGACUGCAAUUCUCGCAGACAAGACCUGGAGGAUGCGGGUGCAAACAAGAGGCUUGCUUAGAAUGUAUCUACCCAUGAUAAGGACAUUGUUGGCCUACCUGUACAUUGUACCUUUUCACUUGUUCAAUUUUAUAGACAGUCAGUGAUGUAGGGGGACAAUUCUUCAAAUGCAUGCUUAUUAACAAUGCUGUUUUACGGUGCUUAGUUUGCUGAGAGCACUCCACGGUAAAUACAGAGACUACAGCAAUGACAAUGCACAUAGCCACAGAGGAAAUAGUGGAUGUCAAAAACAAUUUUUUUUUUUUAAAGAGGUAUUUAUCAUCAAAGACUGUGAAAAGUGAGCUGCAAAGUAGCGACGUAUUGAAACAUAUCAUGACUUUCUGUAGAAAUGCAAUGUGUACCUAAUUCAGAUGCGUUUUUUUGUUAAGAUUUAGGAAUGGCCUAUAAUGUCACCAAAAUAUGUUUUCAGAAUCAGGUUUAGUACCCAAAUUAACACCAUUAAUUGACAUCUUACAUUAAAUGACCAGACAUUUAUAUAUUUGCUGAUGGAUUGCACCACUUUUUUUUCUUGAUAUACAAAGUUACAUAUACACCUGCAGUUGCCAAAUACAUAACGGAUGAGAAUAGCAAUCAGAUUUUAUACAGUUGCUGUAAAAUGCAUAGCCAUAUUGCAAAACUAUUAUGAUAAAGUUAGAUUUGAACCUUUCGGAAGAAAAAUGUAAUGGCCUGCUUUUGAAGUUAUAUACAAAAAGAUGGGUACA
Molecule: messenger RNA, 3791 nt
Organism: Myxocyprinus asiaticus (Chinese sucker)
Lineage: Eukaryota; Metazoa; Chordata; Actinopteri; Cypriniformes; Catostomidae
Product: potassium voltage-gated channel subfamily B member 2-like
Exons: 3
Coding region: 375-2894 (839 amino acids)
Biological process (GO): protein homooligomerization; potassium ion transmembrane transport
Cellular component (GO): membrane; voltage-gated potassium channel complex
Molecular function (GO): protein binding; delayed rectifier potassium channel activity
Source: RefSeq, a predicted model, not a curated record